AUGAGGGGGCAACUAAAGGGGGGUGUUUCGCGUCUUGUGUCAGAGGAAGAAUUACAACGAGAUAAAGGUGCUGGAAGGAAGAUGUGGUUUCUUCCACACUUUGCAGUUACCAAAGAAUCUACAACGACUCCUGUGAGAGUGGUCUAUGAUGGAAAGGCAAGGUUCCAUUCACUUAAUGAUUAUCUCUGGAAGGGUGAGAACAUAAAUACUGACCUGUUUAAUUUUGCCUUGCGGUUCCGGGAAAAUGAAGUUGGUAUAAUCGCCGACAUCAGCAAGAUGUUUCAAGCUAUAAAAAUUAGACCAGACGAUGCCCGCUUUCAUCGAUUUGUAUUUCGAGAGAAUCCUAGUCAUCCCAUCCAAGUGUAUGAGUUGACAACUGUUACAUUUGGAGAUAAGCCUUCACCGACUGCUGCCAUCGUGACCUUGAGACAUGUAGUAUCUGAGCAUGCACCUGGUGAUGAUCAGCUAAAAAGAAUUGUGGCUGACCAGUUUUACAUGGAUGACCUCAAUGAAUCGGUUGUUGAUGCGAAUGAGGCUUACAAGAUAAAGUCUAAACUUACCGAGACCCUGAAUAAAGGAAAAUUUGCUAUAAGAAAAUGGCAAUCUAAUGUACAGAAUUUGUGUGACAAAUCAGAAGAUAAAAGUGCUGCCACUGCUUUGGGAACCAGGUGGGACCUUGUGAACGACACAUUAAAGGUCAAAGAAGUAAAGCCGAUUCAAGGACUUGUCCCAACCAAGCGUAAUAUCUUAAAGCAAACCGCCUCUUACUAUGAUGUCUUCGGAAUGCUCUCUGGUAUUCUUGUUCGACCAAAGAUUCUUCUACAGAAACUAUGGCAGCUGAACCUUGAUUGGGAUACCCCACUUAACCAAAAAGGUGAGCUCUGUGCUAUAUUGAACGAGAUCAAUAAAGAUCUUGAAAAAACAACUAACAUUGAAAUUCCUAGAUGCCUCAUUCCAGAGCCUUUCAAAGGAGUAAGACCUUUGCCGGAAGUAUCUCUACAUGGUGCGAGCGAUGCCUCAGAAGAUGCCAUGGGUAUUGGAGUGUGGAUGAAAUGGUCUCAUCCUGAGAUGACUGUGGCUUAUCUGUCGUUUGUGUGUGCACGGGCCAGACUAACACCACUUAAGCAGUCAAGUAUUCCACGAAAAGAGCUUCAGGCAAUUCUGCUGUUGUCAAGAUUAUUGCUUACCGUAAAGAAUGCUUUGAGGUUCAACAUAGCAUACUCAAGGGUCAUGACAGACAGUAUGACUGCAGUUAGCUGGUUGAGAGGGCAAUCCAAGUCUUUUCGCUCCUAUGUUGCAUACCGUGUUGGUGAGAUCACGACUGAGUUCGAUCCUAUCAGAGAUAUCGUUCAUGUACCAUCGAACCAAAACAUCAUAGACAUUGUUUCGAGAGGAGGAACAGUCAAUGACAUGAAGAGGGUCAUCGAGGGACCUGAGUAUCUACGACUACCACCUGCUUCUUGGCCAAAAACUCCAAAGAAUAUUCAAGUUGACCUUGAAGAUAGAGAACAGAAGAAAUUUCACGUCCGAAAUGCUAAGACACUAGCACUCAAAAUAAAUUCUAUUCCUGAGUCUCAACCAAUAGUUGAUGCCGGCAAGUAUUCCAGUUGGCCAAGGCUUAAGAUGAUCACAUCUAGGGUGCUCUCGUUGAAGGAACUGCCAAAGAACCUAUGGUUAAAGCGGUUAACCCAGCAAAUAUCACAGUGGCCUUCUUCUAAGCUACUCAGGGAAGCAGAGUUGUAUUGGAUUCGACAAGCACAAACAGGUAUCAAUUUCAACAACCACAACAUUAUGAAGUUAGAUUCAAUAUUUGAUGAGAACGAGAGAGUGUACCGUGUUGGUGGACGAAUGGACAAUGCACCACUUUCAUAUGAUGUGCGACACGCUUACCUUCUCCCAAAGGAAAGUCAUAUUAGCCUGAUAAUUGUUCGUGACAGACACACACAUGCCCUUCAUGGGGGACAUUUCACAACUGCGACAGAAGUUAGGAAAAGGUACUGGAUUGUUGGAGACAAACAUCUCUAA
This is a messenger RNA of Anneissia japonica, 2025 nucleotides long. RefSeq lists its product as uncharacterized. The coding region runs from base 1 to 2025 and encodes 674 amino acids. NCBI's taxonomy places the organism in Eukaryota, Metazoa, Echinodermata, Crinoidea, Comatulida, Comatulidae. The record is from RefSeq and is a predicted model, not a curated record. The transcript has a single exon.